CCUGCCCGUCGUCAGUCGUCGGACUCUUUUCUUCCCUAAUCAAGAACACUAUUUCCUGCUGUCUUCCAGGAACGCGGUGCGCGUUAAUCAGCUGCCACCAUGGGUAUCGUCGAGAAAAAGAACAAGGCCACUGAGUACCAUCUGGGUCUCCUCAAGGCCAAGCUUGCUCGCUAUCGAGCGCAGCUCCUCGAGCCUGCCAGCAAGUCUGGACCUGCUGGCGUAGGAUUUGACGUCCAAAAGUCCGGCGAUGCUCGUGUCGCGCUGAUAGGGUUCCCGUCCGUUGGCAAGUCGACGCUUUUGAGCAAAGCUACCAAUACCGCGUCCGAAACUGCGGCCUAUGAGUUCACGACACUAACGGCAAUUCCAGGCGUUAUUGAAUACCAGGGCGCUCGCAUUCAGCUUCUCGAUCUCCCAGGUAUUGUCGAGGGUGCCAGUCAAGGUCGUGGACGAGGACGACAAGUGGUCGCAACUGCCAAGACCGCAGACGUGAUCCUCGUCAUGCUGGAUGCAACCAAGUCAGAAGAGCAGCGCACGUUACUUGAGCAUGAACUCGAUGCUGUGGGCAUCCGACUUAACAAGCGAAGACCAGACGUCGUAUUCAAGCGUAAAACGACUGGCGGCCUCAACACCACCGUCAAGCUGACCAAAACCGAUGAGAAGACGAUCCGUACCAUCUUGGCCAGCUAUAAGCUUCACAAUUGUGAUGUGAUGAUUCGUGAGGAUAUCACCACGGACGAAUUUAUCGACGUGCUUAUUGGAACGCGGAAAUACAUUCCAUGUCUCUACGUGUAUAACAAGAUUGACGCGAUCAGCUUGGAACAAGUCGACAAGCUCGCACGAACGGAUCAUACCGUUGUUAUCAGCUGUGAACUGGAUUUGAAUUUGGACUACCUUAUUGAUCGCAUCUGGGAGAGCCUAGGGCUAGUGAAGGUGUACACCAAGAAACGAGGUGUUCGUCCGGACCUGUCAGACCCGGUUUGCUUACGGAAAGGCGCGACUGUCGAGGACGUGUGUAUCGGCAUCCAUAGGUCCCUGGCCGCGAACUUCCGAUAUGGUUUAGUAUGGUCAGGUCGUUCUUCCAAGUUCUCGCCGCAUGCACAGAAAGUGAGCUUGAAUCAUCAAGUCCAAGACGAAGAUGUUGUUUCAAUAUUUACAAAGUGAUGCCUGUAAAAUGGAGGGAUGAAGCAUACCUUGGAUUCAUGAUCAUGAAGAUAGAUCUAGUAAAUGUAUGGAUGUUAUGCUAUACCACCGCCCUCUGGCGAUAGCCCUUGACGAGCCCUUGACAAUCUGGCUGCGAUAGUGGGUUGAAACGUUGAAGUGUGAGCGCGUGUGUUCCGCACGGGUCGGAGUUUUCGUGCAUCUCUCCGCGGGUGUCAUCAAUCGCGGCACGUAAGUCCAGUAGGUAACGCAUCACUGCAUAACGCAAGUCCAAAGAGGAUGGCGCCGAAUCGUUUCACCACCACAUAUAAGGUGAUAUCGCCAGCCGGGGCUUGGGUUUCCUGACUCGACGCCCGUUCGCUCUUAAUCCAACGUCAAGAGGAUACCCACAAUGUCUAGUGCUAGCACACCAUCUUCAUCGACGGAAUUCAUCUUCCUCGGCACCGGCACCUCGUCGAGUAUACCUCAUCUAGACUGUCUCACAGCACCUCCCAACAAACGCCCGUGCAAGACCUGUUUGUCUACUCUUACACCCGAGGGCAAGCACAAUAUACGCAGGAAUACAUCGGCCGUGCUUCGAGUUCCAGCGAAGGACGGGCAGAAGCUGACGGUCGUCGUAGACGUUGGAAAGAACUUUCAAGCUGCUGCCUGCGAGUGGUUCCCUAAGUAUGGCCUUCGACGAAUAGACGCUGUGCUUAUCACCCAUGCCCAUGCUGAUGCUAUGAAUGGUCUGGACGAUCUGCGAGGUUGGACCUUGGGAGGCGCAAUCCAGAAGCACGUCGAUGUCUAUAUCUCUCAGUCGACAUUCAAGGAAGUCCAGCGCGCCUUUCCUUAUCUUGUCUCGAAAGAGUUUGCUUCUGGCGGAGGUGAUGUCCCUGAAUUCGUCUGGCAUAUCUUCGAGGACAAGGUUCCAUUCGAGAUCGGAGACUCCGGCAUAUCGGUAACACCAAUAUCGGUGCACCAUGGCCGCCUAUUCUCGACAAGCUCGACUCCACCUCCUGCUUUCACGCCCACCCCAGCCGUCUCGCAGCCGGGCACUCCUGCUGAAUCAGAGCAGACUUCUCCCACUUCUCCCGUUCGGCCGCUCCCAGAGCUUCGCGCCAACGGAGUCAAAUCCAAGAUCCAUCCUUUGAUCGCGUUUGGGUUUAUCAUCCAGCGGUCCAUCGUCUACAUCUCGGACGUGUCUCUCAUCCCUGAUGAAACCUGGGCUGUCUUGGAGCGUGAAGUGACGACCAAGUCGGUAUUUAUCGUUGACUGCCUCCGGCUGGAGGCGCAUACGUCGCACUACGGGCUAGGAGAAGCCCUCGCAUCGAUCCGUAGGUUUGGCGCCCCGCGGAACUAUAUGACUGGAUUCAGCCACAAUAUUACUCACGACGAGUUUGUGACCAUGAGCAAGGCUGCGGGGGGCGAUCAAUUUCGCGAGGAAGAACUGACGGCCACCGAGAAAAAGGGCUUGGAGGUGAUCAAAGAUGGAACGCCGGUAUGGGUGCGACCUGCACACGAUGGGCUUAGGGUGCUCGUGUCGAGUGAAGGGGUGGUAGAAGACGACACGUACGGCCGAUAGACCGGCCGCCAGGAUGCAGCGUGGCAUCUGUUUAGAUUCUGCGUGGCGCAGAAUUGAAGUGAUCAUGAUAUUGGAUGCAGAUACAUGUAGCACGGGGUACAUUAUCAUAGAAAGGUUAAUGCAAAGCC
Molecule: messenger RNA, 2850 nt
Organism: Coniophora puteana RWD-64-598 SS2
Lineage: Eukaryota; Fungi; Basidiomycota; Agaricomycetes; Boletales; Coniophoraceae
Product: developmentally regulated GTP-binding protein
Exons: 22
Coding region: 100-1161 (353 amino acids)
Biological process (GO): cytoplasmic translation
Cellular component (GO): cytoplasm
Molecular function (GO): GTP binding; GTPase activity
Source: RefSeq, a predicted model, not a curated record